GCACUUUUUGUAGCCAUGAAAGUGAUGUUCUCAUCACUACCCCUUUUGCCAUCUGAAAAAGCCUGAACUUCCCCUAGAACAGUCUCUUUUCCCCAAUUUGACUUCAAAUAUGUUUUCUCGGGACCAGAGUUUCCCCUCCUCCGAUCAGUCCCUUUUGCCACUAACCAAAAUAAUAUAAUCCCCCACGAAAAAGCUGAACUGUCUUUUUUCUGCGCAGAAUUCUCCCUAACUCUACUGCCAAUUUUCACCCACACUUGGAUCGCUUCCCAAUGGCAAAGGUACCCACUACUAGUCUGGUCACUUUCCCUUCUUCUCAUCUUUCAUUAAUUACUCAAAAAUCCCACAUCCACCACUAAUAGUAUCAUAUUCAUAUCAUAUUACAUGUAAGCUUAAUUUUGCAACUCAGUUUCUCCAUCAACUUUCCUCUCUCCCUUUAUUUCUCCCCCAAUAUCUCUCCCUCAGACACGCACACACUGUCCAUGACGCAAUUCACACCUUCUUUCCACCAAAUCGCACCCAUCCCAAACCCUACCAUGAACAAGAACCAAAUUCCUAGGACUAGGCCAUGGCCUGCAGGGUUCCCUACCUCCAAGGCUUUAACCAACUUCGGUGACGCCAACUGCAUGGAACAGUUACUCAUUCACUGCGCCAACGCCAUCGAGACCAACGACGUAACCCUCGCGCAACAGAUCCUAUGGGUCCUAAACAACAUAGCACCCCCUGACGGCGACUCCAACCAACGCCUCGCCUCCAGCUUCCUCCGCGCCCUCACCGCCCGCGCCGCCAAAACUGGCACCUGCAACAUGCUCGUCGCCGUAGCCGCCGCGGACACACACAAUAACGACGACCUCACCAUGGACACGCACAAAUUCUCCGUCAUCGAGCUCGCCAACUUCGUCGACCUAACCCCCUGGCACCGCUUCGGCUUCACCGCCGCCAACGCCGCCGUUCUCGAAGCCACCGAGGGAUUCUCCGUCAUCCACAUCGUCGACUUGAGCUUAACGCAUUGCAUGCAGAUUCCCACGCUCAUCGACGCCGUCGCUAGCCGCCACGACGUGCCGCCGCUGAUCAAACUCACCGUCGCCGACGCUAGCUUCAGGGACAUCCCUCCCAUGCUGGACCUCUCCUACGACGAACUGGGCGCCAAGUUGGUCAAUUUCGCUAGGUCCAGAAACGUGGUCAUGGAAUUCAGAGUGGUUUCUUCCAGUUACCAAGACGGGUUCGCGGGUUUGAUUGAACACUUACGAGUGCAACAGCAGCACUUGCUUUAUACUGGGGAACCUCGUCCAAGUGAAGCUUUGGUCAUUAACUGUCACAUGAUGCUUCAUUACAUCCCUGACGAAACCCUAUCUGGGAUUCACGAAACAGACUUAACCUCGUUCCUCUACGAUUCUUCUUCUGCUGUUACUUCCACUUCCUCGCUGCGAUCGUUGUUUCUUAAAUCCCUGCGGGGUUUGGACCCAACCGUUGUGAUUUUAGUUGACGAGGAUGCGAAUUUGACUUCUAAUAACCUUGUUUGCAGACUAAGAUCCGCGUUUAACUACCUAUGGAUACCUUAUGACACUGUGGACACGUUCCUUCCGCGAGGGAGCAAGCAAAGGCAGUGGUACGAAGCGGACAUUGGGUGGAAGAUUGAGAAUGUGAUAGCGCAUGAAGGGGUUCAGAGGGUGGAGCGGGUGGAGCCCAAGAACAGGUGGGAGCAGCGAAUGAAGAAUGCGAGCUUUCAAGCGGUGGCUUUCAGUGAGGACUCUGUGGCGGAGGUGAAGGCCAUGCUGGAUGAACAUGCUGCGGGGUGGGGAUUGAAGAAGGAAGAUGAACACAUUGUGCUCACUUGGAAAGGACACAAUGUCGUAUUUGCCUCUGCUUGGUUACCUGCUUGAACAUUUUUUGCUGCUUAAUUUGUACCCGACAUUAUUGUUUUCCUAUUUAAUUACUCUUUGCUCUUUAGUUUCUUAAUUAGUUACAUUGUACCUUUAAGAGUAAAUAAGUAGAUCAGAUCAGUUAUUUGUAGGUCUCUCUUGUCAUCGUUUUAGAUUGUAUCAUUAAUGCAGUUUUUUAAUA
This is a messenger RNA of Cajanus cajan (pigeon pea), 2061 nucleotides long. Its product is annotated as GRAS family transcription factor. Lineage: Eukaryota; Viridiplantae; Streptophyta; Magnoliopsida; Fabales; Fabaceae. The record is from RefSeq and is a predicted model, not a curated record.